CGCGGCUCAGGACUGUGUAAAGACACUGCAGCAAGAUGGAGGCGUCCGGACCUGGUGACUCUCAUGAUGCUAAGAGUGGAAAGGGCCCGUUGGCUCAGCGCAUCGACCCAACUCGGGAGAAGCUGACUCCCGCGCAGCUGCAAUUCAUGCAUCAGGUGCAACUCGCCCAGUGGCAGAAGACGCUGCCACAGCGGCGGACCCGGAACAUCGUGACAGGCCUGGGUAUCGGGGCCCUGGUGCUUGCUAUUUAUGGUUAUACCUUCUACUCGGUGUCCCAAGAGGGUUUCCUAGAUGAGCUAGAGGACGAGGCCAAAGCUGCCCGAGCCCGAGCCCUGGCAAGAGCAUCAGGCCCCUGAUCCAGAUGGGCACUGCGCAUCCCCAGCCAGUUGGAGCCCCUUCACGAGACAGAUGAUGCUCCAUGAUCCUGUAGAAAAUGACGACUACUCACAGCACUGCUGGCCUUACUAACCUUGUACCAUAAUUGAGCCCAAGAAGCAAGGACUAAUGCAUUUGGCCAUCAUGAAAGACACAUUGCCCACCCCAUGCUCACUGUGUGCAGUGACCAAGCCCUUCUUGUAGUUUGUUCCCUUGUUGGACGAGUGAGCAAUCCUGACUUAAGAGCUCUGACUUGUUUACCCCCUUUACACCUCAGGGGCGUGACUGUUAUGGGAGUGGGAGGUGGCAGCUCUAGCAGUGCUGGACCCUGAAGUGGGAAUGAUGGGGUCAAGUUGAGAGUAAUAAACUGAGUCAUCUCUCCUGGA
This is a messenger RNA of Loxodonta africana (African savanna elephant), 761 nucleotides long. RefSeq names its product cytochrome c oxidase assembly factor 3 homolog, mitochondrial. The coding region runs from base 36 to 356 and encodes 106 amino acids. Gene Ontology annotation, biological process: mitochondrial respiratory chain complex IV assembly. The record is from RefSeq and is a predicted model, not a curated record. NCBI's taxonomy places the organism in Eukaryota, Metazoa, Chordata, Mammalia, Proboscidea, Elephantidae. Gene Ontology annotation, cellular component: mitochondrial inner membrane. The transcript is spliced from 2 exons.